Molecule: messenger RNA, 2788 nt
Organism: Plectropomus leopardus (leopard coralgrouper)
Lineage: Eukaryota; Metazoa; Chordata; Actinopteri; Perciformes; Serranidae
Source: RefSeq, a predicted model, not a curated record
AUUCGAUACUCACAGACGUGUCCUGUCUCCAAACCUCCUCGUCUUCUAGGGAUGUUCGCCGGUUUAAGGACGUGCGGAAAGAGUUUGAGCGAGGCAGUGAAAACCUAGAGGGGGCGCUGGCGAGGAACGCGCAGGCCCCGCGAGGGAAACAACACGAAGUGGAGGAGGCGAGCAACGCUCUGCUCAACGCACGAAGAGCCUUUCGGUCCGAGGCGCUCGAUUACGUCCUGGAGAUCAAUGUCAUCGAGGCCAAGAAGAAGACGGACAUUCUGAUGGCAAUGUUGAAUCUGAUGGAGGCCCAGGCGCAGCUCUUCCAGCACGGCCACCAGUCGCUCUCAGAACUGGACGAGUAUCGCCGAAAGCUGAAUGAGGAGCACACUCAGUUUGUGUUGAACGCCGCCCGGGAGAAAAGAGACAUGGAGCAAAGACACGCCGCAAUAAAGAAAAAGGACGUGUCCUAUGAUGACUCCAUAAUGGAUUUCAACGCUGACGCAGCAAAUGGGAUCGCCAUGGAAGGGUACCUCUAUAAGAGAGCCAGCAACGCCUUCAAGACCUGGAGCAGGCGCUGGUUCUCGAUUCAAAAGAAUCAGCUGGUGUAUCAGAAGAAAUUCAAGGACCAGCCCACAGUUGUGGUGGAGGACUUGCGUCUCUGCACGGUGAAGCCCAGCACUGAAAAUGAGAGACGGUUCUGUUUUGAAGUGGUGUCUCCGUCAAAGUGUUGUUUGUUGCAGGCAGACUCGGAAAGGCUGCAGCAGGCGUGGAUCAGCGCCGUCCAAAACAGCAUCGCCUCAGCCUUUCAGGAGCACAGAGAGGACCCACACAGCCCAAGACAGCGCUGCAGCUCUAUGUCUACGAGCAGUUUGAGCGGAGGAGGAGGAGGAGGGGGAGGAGGAGGAGGUGGUGCUGAUCAGGAGAACAAGGGCUGCAAAGCGCUGGAGGAGGUCCAGGCGAUCCCGGGGAACAAGCAGUGCUGCGACUGCGGGGAGCCCGCUCCUGAUUGGGCCUCCAUCAACCUGGGCAUCACGCUUUGUAUCAUCUGCUCGGGAAUACACAGGAGCCUGGGAGUCCAUUUCUCCAAAGUACGCUCCCUCACUCUGGACUCCUGGGAGCCAGAGCUCAUUAAGUUGAUGUGUGAAUUAGGAAACACAGUGAUCAACAGGAUCUACGAGGCCCGCAUCGAUGAGAUCACCAUCAAGAAGCCGCACCCGUCCAGUCCCAGGUACAAACAUUUUCAUUUUCAUUUUGAUUUGCUGUUCGGUUUAUGCCGUCCUCACACCAAAUGACUUCAAGCACUUUCACACAAUACAAGUCUCUUUUUCUGUGGAAAAGGAGGAAAAACUGAUGCUGUUAUAGUGUUGACAAGAGUUAAAUUCGUGUGUUUCUUAUCAGCAAAUCAGCACUUAUUUUAUUGAGAAAUCUUUGUGAAACACUCAAAUCCAACCAGUUUGCUUGCAAAAGGUGUCUGAACUCGAUGGUUUGAAUUAUCAGAACAAACAGAGCUUAUGUUGAUGUUUUUCAGGUGAAAAAGAGAAAGAAACUGAUGAACUCAUGUUGUUUCUGGGUGUUCAGGGGUUAAACAAGUUACAGAUGAGCUUUUUAUUUUGAUAUUUUCACACUCAGAUUGUCUGUUUUAGACAGUUAUAUUAAAAAUGACGUUUCAAUGUUAAAAAAUAAAAUAAAACUCUGACACACUCUCAUUCACACAUCCUCCUCUCAUUAAAAAAGCUCAGCUAACCAACUGGUAGUGACUUAAGGCGACAAAAUCCGAAAUGUUUGUACCUAAAAACAGUUUAUCUUAUAAUGCCGAAUUGACAAGAAUACUAUCCACGUUUGAUUCCUUUUAUCUUGUGUUUGUAGAGUUUGUGUUUUUAUACAUGCAUAAGGAAUCGUUAAAAUGUUAUAUUUCUUAAAGGGAGUUUGGUUUGAUAUUUUCCAUCAGGAGCAUGAUGAGAAAUAAGAAAGUACUUUUGCAAAUAAUGAUCCUGCAAGAUCUGAGUCUUUGCAAAAACUUAAAGUACAUUAGUAGUUUUUUUUAUUUCAUCAUGUCAUAAUGUGCUGGUUUAUUAUCCAAAUUACUAUUAUUAUUAUUUUUUGUGCAUAUAACUCAUGUUAAAAGCACACCUGUACUACAAAACUGGCUUUAUGGGAAUUUAUUUUCAAAUAUUAAAGAUUUUACAGCACAUUUAAUUUAUCAAACUUAGUGUAGCUGCAAAAAACCCACAGAAAUGCUCUUCAUUUCCUCCUUCUGUCACAAUUAUGACAUUGCAUAACAGUUUCUGCUCGUAGACGGUAUAUUUCCACAUUGAUUGAAGACUUUUACAUGCCACCUUUGAGUGGUUCGGUUUUGGCAAAGCUAAAGUGUGUUCAGAUUAGUUCUCUGAGCUUUAAAAAUGUAUCUUUGCAAAGAUCUUCGUGGUUCACUGAUGAUUAUAUCAGCAGCCUACAACUCUCUUCAGACUAAUUUAUCGACUUCCUCUUCUCCUCCCUGUUGUGUCGCAGCAGACAGGAAGUGCCACAGGUACACGAUACGCAUGAUUAACGUCAUGACUAAACUGUCCGGAAACUCGCUGUGAGGCUGCAUGCUCUCUGCAGCGUGAGCUGUCAGUCAUCUUGUCUGGGUUUAUGUUGUUUGCUUACUUUUUUGUUUCCUUUUGGAAUAUAAGUUUUGUUGUUAUUGACUCAAUAUGGCUCAAAUGUCGUACAAAGCUGUUGAAGCCUUUGAAACUUGAGUAGACUUGCUUUAUAUCUUUUGAAAAUAUGGGAAGAUGGCAAUGAGCAAUAAGAAGAA